Messenger RNA from Lolium rigidum, 1631 nucleotides. RefSeq lists its product as uncharacterized. The transcript is spliced from 15 exons. Bases 73 to 1386 code for a protein of 437 amino acids. NCBI's taxonomy places the organism in Eukaryota, Viridiplantae, Streptophyta, Magnoliopsida, Poales, Poaceae. The record is from RefSeq and is a predicted model, not a curated record.
CCUCCCACGUUACCUCCGCCCGCCGCCGGCGAGCUCCUCCCCGCCGCUGCCCCCCACCGCGUCCCGCCGGAGAUGGCAACGGAGGGCCUGGUGCCCAUCACGCGGGACUUCCUCGCGCGCUACUACGACAAGUACCCGCUGGCCCCGCUCCCCGACGCCGUCACCGCCCUCGCCGCGCGCCUCCGCGCGCUCUCCGCCGACCUCGCCGCCAUCUCUCCCCUCUCCCCCGAUGAGGAGCUGUUGGAACAAGAAGCAAGUGGUGUACCUGCCCCUAAAAUGGAUGAGAACAUGUGGAAGAACAGAGAACAAAUGGAAGAGAUUCUAUUUUUGCUUAAUAAAUCUCUUCGUCCUGUUGCACUUCAACAGAAGUCCACACCAGAAGACGCUGAUAUAGCUUCUGUACUUGACGAUGUUGAAAUUAAAUUGAAGGAUACGUUGAAGAAGUUAGAACAGUUUCAGUUAAAAAAUGCUGAUAAUGUUUUCAAUACAGUUAUGACAUACAUGCCACAAGACUUCCGGGGUACACUGAUCAGGCAACAGCGAGAACGCUCCGAGAGGAAUAAGCAAGCGGAGGUUGAUGCUGUAGUUAGUGCUGGUGGAAGCAUUCGCGAUCGAUACGCAUUGCUGUGGAAACAGCAAAUGGAUAGGCGGGUGCAAUUAGCGCAGCUUGGUUCUGCAUCAGGUGUAUAUAAGACACUUGUUAGGUACUUGGUUGGUGUUCCACAGGUUUUAUUGGAUUUCAUUCGACAAAUAAAUGAUGCUAAUGGACCUAUGGAAGUGCAACGAGAACGUUAUGGGCCAGCGCUAUACACACUCACAAAACUGGUGCUUGCAAUUCGGUUGUAUCUACAUCUCUCUUUGGCACGAUAUGGACAGAAGAAAAUAGAGAAAGAUGACAUCGCUGCGUUGCAGCAGGCUGUGGUUUUUUACACUGAGGAAUUUGGCAAGUUCACUGUAUUCAUCGGGGAGGUUUUUGUGAAUGCCCCAUUUUUCAUAUCUGCUGAGGAUGCAGGUGCUGAUUCAAGGAACAGCGAUGAGUACCGAGAAACCAUUAUUCCAGCUGGAAAGACACAUGAGGUUAUUUUAAGUGUUGAGGCUGUCAACUCAUAUAUUGCAUGGGAUUUCUCUUUGCCACAAGGGGCCCUCAGCACGUUACUGGAUAUUGGCUUUCAUGUGGAGUACAUAAGCCCAUCAGGGGAGAAAACUUUAAUUCUUCCCUACCGACGUUAUGAAGCUGACCAGGGUAACUUUUGCACUGUUUUUGCUGGAUCAUACAAGCUUGUAUGGGACAACUCAUAUUCAACAUUCUUCAGAAAGACUCUCAGGUACAAGGUGGACGCAGUACCCCCGGUCAUCGACCCUGUGGAGCCUGUCGCUGAACCCUGAUAGAGUCAGACUUAAUGUAAAGCUGCAAGAGCUAAGGCCUGUGUCGGAGUAGCCACGCAGAUGCAUCUAAAGCCCUUGCAAAAUGUUGUAACCUUAUUCUUUUGCCGACUGCGAAGCGGCAAUUCUAACUGUGUAGUCCCAGCGAUAACACGUUACACCUAGCUUCAGUGGUGUGUGAGCGCAAAAUAUGUAUCUUUGUGUGGAGGCAUUCUUUUGUGUGCAGAUGAUGGACUCAUAUUUUCCCA